Messenger RNA from Fragaria vesca subsp. vesca, 1899 nucleotides. Its product is annotated as cytochrome P450 84A1-like. NCBI's taxonomy places the organism in Eukaryota, Viridiplantae, Streptophyta, Magnoliopsida, Rosales, Rosaceae. Gene Ontology annotation, molecular function: heme binding; iron ion binding; oxidoreductase activity, acting on paired donors, with incorporation or reduction of molecular oxygen. The coding region runs from base 46 to 1596 and encodes 516 amino acids. The record is from RefSeq and is a predicted model, not a curated record. Gene Ontology annotation, biological process: lignin biosynthetic process. The transcript has 2 exons.
AAGUCCCUUACUCACAUUCAUUUCGGGUGUCGAAAAUCGAAAACCAUGGACUCUCUUGUACAACAAGCCUUACAACAACCCGCGCCUAUUGCCCUUCUCUCCAUCAUCCCUGUCAUAUUUCUCCUCGGCGUACUUUUCCGGUCCCGAAAGUGUUUACCUUAUCCGCCGGGACCUAAGGGACUGCCCAUCAUCGGCAACAUGACGAUGAUGGACCAGUUAACCCACCGUGGCCUUGCCAAACUAGCCAAAGAGUACGGCGGCAUCCUCCACCUCCGUAUGGGGUUCUUGCACAUGGUGGCUGUCUCGAGCGCUGACGUAGCUCGGGAAGUCCUUCAAGUACAAGACAACAUUUUCUCGAACCGACCGGCGACCAUAGCCAUCAGCUACCUAACCUACGACCGUGCCGACAUGGCUUUUGCUCAUUAUGGACCCUUUUGGCGCCAGAUGAGGAAGCUGUGCGUGAUGAAGCUCUUCAGCCGCAAAAGAGCUGAGUCGUGGGAGUCGGUGAGGGACGAGGUCGACACGACCGUGAGAGUCGUGGCGGCCAACACCGGCUCGGCGGUAAACAUCGGCGAGCUGGUGUUUUCCCUCACCAAGAACAUCACAUACAGGGCUGCUUUCGGGACCAGCUCGAAUGAAGGGCAGGACGAGUUCAUUGGGAUACUGCAGGAGUUUUCCAAGUUGUUUGGAGCGUUUAACAUUGCGGAUUUCAUUCCCGGCCUCGGGUGGCUCGACCCGCAGGGGCUUAACAAGAGGCUAGCCAAGGCUCGUGAGUCGCUUGACAAGUUCAUCGACACCAUCAUAGACGACCACUUACAGAAGAAGAAAAAGACUGGGAAUUUGGACGAAGGUGAAACUGACAUGGUGGAUGACUUGUUAGCGUUUUACAGUGAAGAGGCAAAAGUGAAUGAGUCGGAGGAUAAUUUACAAAAUGCCAUCAAUCUUACCAGAGAUAACAUCAAAGCCAUCAUCAUGGACGUAAUGUUUGGCGGCACAGAGACGGUGGCGUCGGCGAUAGAAUGGGCCAUGUCGGAGCUAAUGAGAAGCCCGGAGGACCUAAAGAAGGUUCAACAAGAGCUCGUCGACGUUGUGGGACUAGACCGCAGGAUCGAAGAAAGCGACCUCGAGAAGCUGACGUACCUAAAAUGCACACUCAAAGAAGUACUCCGGCUGCACCCUCCGAUCCCUCUCCUCCUCCACGAGACGUCGGAGGACGCGGAGGUCGCAGGGUACAGCAUCCCCAAGAAGUCAAGAGUCAUGAUCAACGCGUGGGCGAUUGGGCGUGACAAUAACUCAUGGGAGGACGCCGAGUGUUUCAAACCCUCGAGGUUUUUGAAGGAAGGAGUUCCUGACUUCAAGGGUAGUAACUUCGAGUUCAUUCCGUUUGGCUCGGGCAGGAGGUCGUGCCCGGGGAUGCAGCUAGGGCUUUACGCGCUGGAGCUGGCGGUGGGGCACUUGCUUCAUUGUUUCAGUUGGGAGUUGCCGGAUGGGAUGAAACCUAGUGAGCUUGAAAUGAACGACGUGUUUGGACUCACGGCGCCGAGAGCGAGUCGACUCAUCGCCGUGCCGACUAAAAGGGUCGUGUGCCCACUCUGAGCAUGGGUCUGAGUGACGAGGUUUAUACCAAGUACGUAUGAACAGAAGAUGUCGGAAAAUUAAGGGAAACCGCAUGGCUUUCGAAUUAUGAAUAUUUUGGGAAGAACCCAGAAAAAGAAAUAAUGUAAUAGGGAAGAUAGAAAAGAAGAGGGGAUUUGAAUGAUCUCUCCCAUUGUGUAUAAACACUCCUUUUUCAUUUGUUUCUUGUGAUUUUCAUCAAUUUUUGUUCUUGAUUUGUUCCUUAUACUUCUGCUAUUGUAUUCAAAAUGUCCAAUAAAGAGAGUAUCAGUUUGUCAUAGUGGG